UAAAAAAAACACAACUAGUUUUAAUUAUAAGCAUCUACAAACACUAAAAAUAAAGUGUUUUUUUUUUUUUCAAAAAUCUAAACAGAACGGAGUUUUAUAUUGUGAUUAUGCCAAGAAAUCUCGAAAACUAGGCCAGUAAAAAAGACUCAAGGUGGAGCAAUGGCAGAGCCUAGUUCGCCCAUGCAAAAUUUGUGGAAGCCUGAGCUGUAUAAAAUACAGUUAGAGGCUCCUACACCAAAGCCCUUAUCUUGCCUAAAAAUUUUAACAGAGUACGAGAGAAAGCCGAGUUUCUAUGGUAAUGAGUACCACGGGCGAAUGGGGCACUUGGAAGCCGAAGAUUUGUUAAAUAAUAAAGCAGAUGGUACAUUCUUGCUUCGGCGCAGUCCCUCUGCUCGUGAUUAUUAUACAUUAAGUUUGCGUUUUGAUGAACGCACCAAACAUUUUAAAAUAUACUAUAAAUUUGGACAUGGACAUUAUUUGCAAGAACAAUCCAAACGUUUUGAAUCUAUACACGAUUUGGUAGCGGAUGGCCUUGUAAAUUUUUAUAUGCAACAACAUGCUGCCCCCAUUAUUCAAGAAAUUAACCAGCAAACUGGAAAUUCGUAUCAUCAAAGUCCGUAUAUGACACUAAAUCGUAGAAAAUUGCGCGCACUUUCAAAUGAAUUACGCAAAUCUAUUGCCAAUAAAUUCGAUGGGCUGGACGACUCUGAAAUAAAAGCUGUUACUGAGGAAAACGAUUUGUCAUCAAACAAAAAUAUGGAAAACGCAACUAAGAUGAAAGAAAAUGAUGCCGACUCUAUCUUGCCAUUCAUUUAUGAGAAAGUUCACGCUUUUAAAGUCCAUACAUUUAAAGGACUAAACUGGUGUGAAGUUUGCGCCAAUUUUUUAUGGGGCUUCACCGCGCAAGGCGUUAAAUGUGAUGAUUGCGGAAUAAUAGCUCAUUCUAAAUGCUCGGAAUUGGUACCUGCCAAAUGUAUACCAGAUCUUAAACGUAUACGUGGCGUUUUUGGCACAGACCUAACAACAGUCGUUCAGUUGUAUCAAUGUUCCAUUCCCUUCGUAGUACAACGAUGUGUAGAAGAAGUUGAAGCACGGGGAAUGCUUCAGGAGGGAAUAUACAGGGUUUCAGGGUUUGCCGAUGAAAUAGAUGCACUUAAAUUAGCGUUAGAUAGGGAUGGGGAAAAAACGGAUAUGUCAGAAACAGCUUAUGGGAAUAUAAAUGUAAUAGCAGGCACUUUAAAAUUAUAUUUGCGCUUAUUGCCAGUACCGUUGAUCACAUUUCAAGCUUAUCCAAAUUUUAUGGACGCUGCAAGAACGUUCAAUAAAGAUGAUCAAGUGAAAGAAAUGAGCGAGGCUGUCAAAAAGCUACCGUUAGCACAUUUCAACUGCCUCAAAUACAUGAUGGAACAUCUGAAACGGGUUGCUUCGCAUUACGCUGCCAAUAAAAUGAAUGAACAUAAUUUAGCGACUGUAUUUGCACCGACAUUGAUUGCCACUCCUCAGCACUUGACGAAUUUGACAGAGGAAAUAUUUAUGCUGUCAUGCCUAAUAACCAACUGCUCCCAUAUUUUUUAUUAGUAUUUAUGAGCAUUCACAUUAAAAAUUGUCUUGUCAUUGUGUCACACGUCCUCCCUGCAUUCGAUAUUAACACCAAAGUAUUCAUAAAAAUCUCGCCCUGUCACCACCCUCCGAAUUAGUUUAGGCAAAUGGAUCUUUGAAAUAUCAAGUUUUUUAUACAUAUUUUUCUAUUGAAUUAUACAACAAAAAUAUAUAUUUACAAAAUCG
Messenger RNA from Glossina fuscipes, 1785 nucleotides. RefSeq names its product beta-chimaerin (gene RhoGAP5A). Gene Ontology annotation, molecular function: GTPase activator activity. The record is from RefSeq and is a predicted model, not a curated record. Bases 160 to 1578 code for a protein of 472 amino acids. The transcript has 3 exons. Gene Ontology annotation, biological process: regulation of GTPase activity; signal transduction. Lineage: Eukaryota; Metazoa; Arthropoda; Insecta; Diptera; Glossinidae.